GUCCAGACGGACGCGCAGCAGGUCGCCUCUGAUAAGUUCGUCUUUACUCUGCCGGACUAUGAGAAGGUCAAUCAUGUGGUGGUCUUCAUGCUGGGCACUGUGCCCUUCCCGGUGGGCAUGGGUGGUGCGGUCUACUUCUCUUUCCCUGACCCUGCUGUCGGUCAGGUGUGGCAGCUGCUGGGCUUCAUCACCAAUGACAAACCCAGUGCCAUAUUCAGGAUCUCGGGUCUGAAAGCUGGUGAGGGGGGAGCUCACCCGUUUGGCAUGAUGGCUGUUCCUCAGGCUCCGUCCGUGGCUCAGGUCGGAGUCUCCAUCGAGUCUUUGGAUCUGCUCGCACAACAGACACCAGUCUCUACUUCAGCUGUUUCCACCGUGGACUCCUUCACUCAGUUCACGCAGAAGAUGCUGGAGAGUCUGUACAACUUCACCUCGUCUUUUGCGCUGUCCCAGGCACAGAUGACCCCGAACCCUUCGGAGAUGUUUGUUCCUGCGAGCUCCAUCCUCAAAUGGUAUGAAAACUUCCAGAGGCGAAUGAUGCAGAACCCUAACUUCUGGAAGACGUGACGUACUGCCGUUGGGUUUUUAACAGUUUGAUCCACUACUUUAUGAAGAAGAACUUAUUUCAUUUAAUAUUCAGUUUUAAUUUCGGUGAAGAGUUUCACCUGGUCAAGGAACUUUUCCACAUGAAUAUUGCCUGGCACAGCAUUCAGUUGUUUGCUGAAAAUGUUUUAUAUAACAUGCUGAAGUCCUAGGAAAUAAAAUUUUGUCGCUAAA
This is a messenger RNA of Carassius auratus (goldfish), 774 nucleotides long. It is a transcript of the gene hikeshi, whose product is annotated as heat shock protein nuclear import factor hikeshi. The transcript has 4 exons. Lineage: Eukaryota; Metazoa; Chordata; Actinopteri; Cypriniformes; Cyprinidae. Gene Ontology annotation, molecular function: nuclear import signal receptor activity; Hsp70 protein binding. The record is from RefSeq and is a predicted model, not a curated record. Gene Ontology annotation, biological process: protein import into nucleus. Gene Ontology annotation, cellular component: nucleus; cytosol. Bases 88 to 564 code for a protein of 158 amino acids.